CGAUAGUACAAUUGUGAUGGACGAUGACUCUACCCUGAAGGAAUCUCAUGUCCUUCAUGAGUACCCAGAGGAAAGAAUGACAACCUUGAUAGUGCCCUUAGAAGCAGCAGAAACUCUACAGCCUAAUUCUGUUGACCUAUCAGGGGGAACAUACUGAAUUGCAGGAGGAAAACCUUCAAGUAUUUGGAACUGUUUUACAAGAGGAGGCACAGUCAAUUGAGGAUCCUUUUCAGAAUGUAGAUAUUCAUGAAUAUUCUUCAAAGGAGUCACAGACUACAGGUCAGAGUCUUAGAAAUAUUGAAGCUACUGACAAGGAGUUGCAGGAUAAUGAGCCUGAGAUUAUAGAAGGUGACUAUACCCUUGAGCAGUUGUUUGCUCUAACAAAAACAUCCGAUGGUACAGAUGAUAUCGAAGGAAAGAGGGAAGGAAUAGCCUUUCCUGAGGAUUCUGAAUUUGUCCAUCACCAGCCAGCAUUAGAACCCACAUCUGGACCCAAGAAUAUUGCCAAGUUAGAUUUUGAUGCUGUUCAAAAGCGAGGGACAUACACAGACGUUGAAGAUGAACUGACUUCCUGCCAGAGAGAAAAUCUUCAAGAAAUAGGAACCACCGAGACUAUAUUUCUCCAGGAAGAUGGAUCUGGCUUGAGUGAGUCCAUUGCCCUUCAUGAAUAUCCUGAGGAAAGAACAACGACCUUGAUUGUGCCUUUAGAAGCAGUCAUCGCCAGGAAGGCGAAUCCUGUUGACAUUUCUGGAGAACUCGCAGAACUGCAAGAAGAAAACCUACAAGCAUUUGGAUCUGCUGUGCAAGAAGAACCACAAGCACUUGAGGAUCCACUUCAAGGUGUUGAUAUCCACGAUUACAGUUCAAAAGAAUCUGAGAGUUUGAGUCAGCUUGAUGAAAAUAUGUCAAAGAAUGAAUCACAAGAAAGUCCCACUUAUGGUGAUAGAGGAACAGUCAAGCAGGAACAGGACAGAGCCACUCCUUCCCCUACCUUAACACCAGACACCUGUUCUCUGCACCAGGUACCUGAGGACACAAAAGAUGUUAAAGUAGGAACUCUAAUCGCUGUCUUAGCUCCUGAAGGAGAGGACUGGAAAACCAUAGAAAUCCCAGCUGGUGAGGAGUCGGCAGCUUCUUCAACUGCUGCUGAAGCUGCUCCUGCAACGGCUGCAGCCGGGGGGGGCCAUGCUCAUGGCAAUUACGGGCCAUCGGUUCGGUUGCUGCUGGAGCAGUAUGGACUGACUGCUGAGCAGGUGCCUCCUGGGGGCCCUCACGGAAUUCUUCUAAAAGGAGAUGUUCUGAAGUAUAUCAAGGAAAGAGGUCUAAAGCCACUCCCAGUAUCUGCAGUACCACCACCUGAAGUACCAAAAGCUGCUGCUGCUGCUGCUCCAGUGGCACCAGCUCCUACACCAGCUGUUCCAGCUCCUCCACCAACUGUUGGAGUGUCUGAGGAUGGGUAUGAAGAUAUUGAAGUCACCAGCAUGAGGAGAACCAUUGCUAAACGAUUAACACAGUCCAAGAGUGGAAUUGCUCAUUCAUAUGGCACUCUUGAAUGUAAGUCAGACAAACUCCUGGCCUUGAGAAAACAAUACAAAAACGAGGGGAUGAAUGUGAGUGUAAAUGACCUCAUCAUCAAGGCAGUCUCUGUGGCCCUUGCUAAGUGUCCGGAGAUGAACUGCGUCUGGCAAGGGGACCAGCUUACAUAUGCCAGUCAAGUAGACAUGAGUAUUGCAGUGGCCACACCCACAGGCCUCAUUACUCCCAUUGUUCGUGGUGCAGACGUGUUAGGUAUUGAGGAGAUUGCAAGCCAAGUACGUGAUCUAGCAACCAGAGCGAGAGAGAAUAAACUGAAGCUAGACGAAUUCCAAGGUGGAACUUUUACGAUCUCCAACUUGGGUAUGUUUGGAAUAAGCGAGUUCAGUGCGAUUAUCAACCCUCCACAAUGUGGCAUUUUGGCUGUGGGUUCUGGGAUUGUAAAAAUUGAUGAGAAUGGUUCACCCGUCACAUGCAUGAGAGCCACUCUGUCAUAUGACCGUGCUGGCGUGGACGAUGACACAGCCGCUGCCUUCCUUGAAGAGCUCAAAAAUAUUCUUGAAAACCCAGCUACUAUGAUGCUUGGAGGCUACAAAUCACAAGUGGACCACCCCUUAGCAGCCUUACUAUAGUGAUACUACAGGACCAUCAUGAUCUAUUCGAAAUGUUAUCAUUUUCAUCCUGUAUAAUUUAUUAUGUGAUUUAGUUUUUUAGACUAGCAUCACUGGAUUUUGAGGGAAAUUUGUUUUGAUUUAUGAAAAUUAUUCAUAGUAGAGCCAAAGAUAUUUGGUGUAUAUUGUGCAGUUUUACGGUUGUAGAACUAUAAAAAAGCAAAAUUGACAUGUAUUUAAAUCUAUAAUUUAAAAUAUAAGCACCUUACUAGGAAAUGGUGACUUUAAAGAGAAUAAAAUAUUGGGAUAUACAAAGUUAUGGUGCAAAUUUUCAAACAGAUUAUAUAUUAUUUGUAAAUAAAAUAGUGAUAUUUGCUCAGUUACGAAAAUUUGAUUUAAGUAACCAUAAUUGUUUGUCGAUCAAUACAAGCCUAUAUGUUUUAAUGACGAGAAUAGAUCCUAGUGUUAUCAGUAAUAAAAGGAUUUCAGAUAAUAAUGGGAAUUGGAACAACAUAAAGCAUUUAUACUGUCAGGUUGUUGGAUAUUAGUUAUCAUUUUAGGCAUCCCUAGGAGACUUUGUUAUGUAAAUAUUUAUUGUAAAGAAAUAUAAUAAAAGUAUGAAUGUA
Messenger RNA from Penaeus chinensis, 2770 nucleotides. RefSeq names its product pyruvate dehydrogenase protein X component-like. NCBI's taxonomy places the organism in Eukaryota, Metazoa, Arthropoda, Malacostraca, Decapoda, Penaeidae. Gene Ontology annotation, biological process: pyruvate decarboxylation to acetyl-CoA. Gene Ontology annotation, cellular component: mitochondrion; pyruvate dehydrogenase complex. The transcript has 8 exons. Bases 903 to 2165 code for a protein of 420 amino acids. The record is from RefSeq and is a predicted model, not a curated record. Gene Ontology annotation, molecular function: acyltransferase activity.